UUCAGUUUGACACGCUGCCACUUUAGACGCCAGACAUUUGACAAGAAAAACGUAAGAAAGUUAUGUUAUAGGAUUUUUUUAGGUUAUGGAUAUUAUGCGCGUAUACGCUUUAAUUCAGAAGUAAUUAGCCAGGAAAUAGUCUGGUUAGGUUAUUGAUUUAGUAAUUGUUGCUGUUAUUGACUUGGAGACGAGAUUAUGGCAAACAAUCCAGAUCUCUCAACACCUGCAUGUGAGCAAGAGCCACACACAAUUGGAGCAGAGGAGCACACAGACGAGAUUGGAAGGCAGGAUGACAUGUUCAAGUUUGAGGACUUCUCUGAUUGUUCCACGGGAUUUGACAGCUGGGAAGUGAGUGAUUGUGAAGAUGGAAGUGACAACAUUGGGGAAAACACUGAAAAGAUACGCGUGUACAAACUGAAAAAAAUUCUGGAUCAACUGGACAUCUUUUACCAACAGAAGCAACUGGAUGUGCUACAGGCCAGGGAGGAACUAAAAGCAUUUCAAGUUCAUGUAUCUAACCUGGAGGAAUUGAGAGACAAGAUUGAGGUGGACAUGGACAGAGAGACACAAUCUGAGAACAGCGUGGCACUGUUUCGGCUUCGGGCUCAACACAAGCGUAUGUGCUCUGAGCUGCAGGCAGAAGAAGAUUUGGGAGCUCAUUUAGCCAUGAUCUUGAGAGAGCAUGAGCUGGAGCUGUGUCAAGUGGAAGUAGAACUGGGUCGCUUCUCAUCUCUGCGUCUGGAGCUUGAGCUGGAGGAGAAGAACAUCCAGUCUCAGGACAAGAAGAAACAAAAUAUCAGAUUUCAACGAGAGAAGAACGUUAUCACACAACGUAGACAUAAAGCACAACAUGACAAAAUAGAACAUAACAAGGCUUUGCAAUUGGACGUGGAUGUUCAGAGGAAGCAACAGCAACAGGCUCAUGCUAGCCAUCGCAAAGCGGCUGUCUACCUUAAACAGACGUUACAUAGGAUGAAACAGAAAGAGGCCGAGGCAGAAGAGCGGAGGAAGGAGCUAAUAAAGAAGAGGCAGACAGCAGUGAUGACACUUAAAGCCAGUUUUGCUGCAAGUCAGGAAACUAUGUAUGCUAGAAAACAACGACAGAAAGCCUAUGAACAGAAGCAGAGAGAGCAAGAACAAAACUUGACAGAGUUGUUGGAGGCCAAAGGAUUAAACAGCACUGAAGUCAUUCACAGACAAAGACUGCAGGAGUGCUUCAACAAGAAAAUUGCGGAAUUUGAGGAGACACAGAGAGUGGGGCAAAUGGAGAUUGUGGCUAAAUUGCUUUUGGAACAGAACAUGAAGGAAAAGAGUAGAAAAUCUCCUGGUGUGAAACUUCACGAGAACCUACUACCUCCAGCACAUUCAAGGAGAGAGGAAAGGCAUGUAAUGUCAAGUUCCAGAGCAUCUUCUGUCUGGUCCCACAGUGUUGACGACAGUGAUAUUAGUUCCUCUUUAGAUUCUGCAGAACUGGAGAAGUGGAGGGAGCAUGGAGAAAUAAAGGAUGAAGAUGAAGCACAGAUGAGCCUGGCCCAGCCUGAGUUCUCUGGCCUUUGGGAACACAAACUCAAAGUAAUGUAUAUGGCAACACCAGAUGAAAAUAUUCAACUUGAAACAUUUUAUCCCACCAUAAAGAUGGACAUGAAUAAAAGUUUGGUUUCAAAAUUGUCAAAAAAGCCUGUAAAGAGUAGAGAAUCAAAAGGACCACCAUUCAUCAGCAAACCAAAGGUUAUUCUAUUUAAGGAUUGCGAUGUUGGGAAGAUCUACAAGAAGAAAGUCACUCUCACAAAUGUCACAUACGCGACUAAUUACUGCAAGCUGUUGGGAGUGUCAGAGAAUCUUAAAGAUCAUGUUUCAGUGAGUUUUGAGCCACCAGGGCCUAUGUCUGCAGGCAUGACUUGUGAACUAGAGGUUAUAUUUAUACCUUUGCUUGAUGUGGAUUUGGGUGGAAUGAUUCAUUUUCAGUCAGCUACUGGCCCUUUUUCUGUUUCCAUUAAGUGCUCCAAGAAAAAAUGUGAGGUGGUUGUUGAUGAGUGUCUUGUGAAUUUUGGUGCUCAUGUGGUUGGACAGAAAGUUUCACGAGUAAUCACCUUAACAAACAGAGGAGCCUUAGGCACUCGUUACAUGCUGACCCCAAUCACCAACGGCCCCUUUCAGCAGUCCUUCACAAACAAACUGGUUUAUGGUAAAACUGACAGUGCUGAGAUGUCCAGUGUAAAUGUAGAGAACACAGCAGAAACCCCAUCAGGCACAGAGAACACAGGAGAAAUCGAUCACACUGACCUUAAACCAGGUGUUGGCAGUCGUAGCCCUGAUGAGGUUCUGAUGGCUGAUCCAGGAUUAGUGGAGACUAGCAGCUUCGAGUCAACUGAGUUUAGUGUUGGAGAGGCUUAUGUUGGUGAUGUCGGCCCAUUUAUGAGUGUCAAACUACCCAUCAUCUUCACACCAAUGAUUCCAGAGGCAAAACUGGAUUUCCAAAUCACGUUUUCUCAACCUAGUUGUGAAUCGAUAGUGGUUUCAGUUUGUGGGGUGGCAGAGAAUGCACCUGUAUGGAUGACCAAGCCAAAUAUUGACCUAAAAAUCUGCAUGUUUGAUCGGCUAUAUCAGGACAGCAUCGAAGUUCAAAGCAGGGCCAGCACAGCUCUGAGAUUGACAUUCAAGGUGUGUAAAGAGAUGAGGAACCAUAUGUCCAUCUUGCCUAAAACAGGAUUUAUUCAGGCCAAAUCCAGCUUCAGUGCUCAGCUGAAAUUUCAGCCCAGGUAGUCCUUAAUAAUUUAA
Messenger RNA from Puntigrus tetrazona (Sumatra barb), 2778 nucleotides. Its product is annotated as cilia- and flagella-associated protein 74-like. The record is from RefSeq and is a predicted model, not a curated record. NCBI's taxonomy places the organism in Eukaryota, Metazoa, Chordata, Actinopteri, Cypriniformes, Cyprinidae.